This is a messenger RNA of Psammomys obesus (fat sand rat), 2546 nucleotides long. RefSeq names its product adaptor related protein complex 1 subunit sigma 3 (gene Ap1s3). Gene Ontology annotation, biological process: intracellular protein transport; vesicle-mediated transport. The transcript has 5 exons. Bases 1 to 558 code for a protein of 185 amino acids. NCBI's taxonomy places the organism in Eukaryota, Metazoa, Chordata, Mammalia, Rodentia, Muridae. The record is from RefSeq and is a predicted model, not a curated record. Gene Ontology annotation, cellular component: AP-1 adaptor complex; membrane coat; intracellular membrane-bounded organelle. Gene Ontology annotation, molecular function: clathrin-cargo adaptor activity.
AUGAACGCUUUUCCAGCAACUGUCCAAGUCCGCAACCCGGCAGCCGCAGAAGUGUGCAGUACUGGACCAGCAGAGGAGCGGCGGUGGGGGCAGUGGAUACAUUUCAUCUUGCUCUUCAGUCGACAAGGGAAAUUGCGGCUGCAGAAAUGGUAUACCACGCUCCCUGACAAAGAAAGGAAGAAGAUCACCCGGGAAAUCAUUCAGUCUGUCCUCUCUCGUGGGCACAGGACCAGCAGCUUCAUUGACUGGAAGGAGCUGAAACUCGUUUAUAAAAGGUAUGCUAGUUUAUAUUUUUGCUGUGCAAUAGAAAAUCAAGACAAUGAGCUCUUGACACUAGAGAUUGUACAUCGUUAUGUGGAGUUGCUGGACAAAUACUUUGGAAAUGUCUGUGAGCUGGAUAUCAUCUUUAACUUUGAAAAGGCAUAUUUUAUCCUUGAUGAGUUCAUCAUAGGUGGGGAAAUCCAGGAGACAUCCAAGAAGACAGCAGUCAAGGCCAUUGAGGACUCUGAUAUGUUACAGGAGACAAUGGAAGAAUACAUGAACAAACCCACAUUUUAAGUGUACAGUCUACUUGAAGAUUCUGAGUGCUUCGUGUUGUGACCCUACAGACAAGCAACUCCUUGCGUCCAAGCGCCACAAGCCCUGCGGCACCAUGCCAAUGAUAACUUAAAGGGAUUCUGUGUUAGCUAGCCAAACUCAAGGUUGUUAGCAUAACGUAUUUGUGGUUGCUACGCGUCUGUAUUCUACUGUGUGUCGCUACUCAUCGUGGCUCUAGUUGUUUCAAAUAAUUGCUGCAGACUGAAUAGUUGCUUACAGUGUUUUAAGUCCUUGUGGUAUUUUUAAGGUAAUUUCAAAUAUUAGUUGCAAUAUAGUGAUUUUUUUUGUUGCCAUUUGAUCUUCUACCUGUAGACCAAAAACUGCUUUGUGAUAACACCCAGUUUUGAAUGUAAAGUAUAUUUUAUAUAAUGAAUGCCUUUCCUAAAUGUUUUAAAGUGUACAUAAAUUCAAGUUGAUGUUAAUAGUUCAGAUUUCAUACAUGAUGCUAGACAUUUUUUAAUAUUUUUCAACAGUACUAUAAUUUCAGGUCAGAUACAAUGUAUAUGACUUUAAUGUCUUGAAUUCAACUUUUUUUUUUUUUUCGGAAUCGGGAUAGACUUCAUAAAUGACUUAAAUGUCUUAGAAGGUGCUAGAUUGAAGUUUUAACUUUACUUUCAAUUGAAUAUAAGGGACAUUUCAAUAAUGCUAUGUUUUCUACAAACUGUGUAUUUAUUAAGGUUUCAAGAGAUCUGAAGAUAACAUGUUACAGCAUCUCCUGUCCUUACCAAAAUGCUGAGAGGAAGAGCUAUAGCAAUAUUUAUAUAGCAGUAAUUGUGAUCUCUACUACUAUUUUACAUCUCGUGCUCCAGUUAUUCCUUGUGAUUCUUUUUACGGAUAUUUUAUUUUCAAAUAUCUCACACCUUGUGAAAAAUGUUAAAAUAUUUUUAAUGUAAGCUGAAUGUACCAGGCUUCCUUAUGGCAUGAAUUUCUGUACCCUUCAUAAGAGGGGACUCUAUCCCUUUUUUUUUUUUCCACCUUUUUCUCAGGAAAAUGUCUUCUGCUGACUAUUAUUGUGACCAUGUCACCUUCAUGCUUCCAAAACAAAAGUUCUGCAUAGCCAGGGACUGCGUGUACUGAGACAGGAAGUAGGAAGUCGCUUAUAGCAUUUGUUCUUGGUGUCUCUGUCUAGAGCUUUGAAUCUUCAUUCUCAGUGUAAGUAUCAAGGUCUGGGGUUGCUCCCAUCAGAGUGCUUAGGACUCUUAUAUUUUCUUGUGACGAGAGUGCUUGAUUUUGUAUUCUGUGGUGAUCUCAUAUGGCCGACUCUUAGAGAAUGUCAUUGUUUGUCAUCUUUGGUUCAUCUUAUCAGGCUUCUUUAAGGGAAGGUGACAAGACCAAAGCAGAACAGACAGACAAACUGACCCAUUCCUUAAUAUAACUAUUUACUUAAAGGCAGCAAUUCAGUUUGUAUAUGAGGCAAUAACUGGUCUUCUAAUAGCUGACGUAUCUUCAAGUUAACGAUAUCAUUAUGGUGGCAGGUUGAUGUUUGUCUUUUCUCUUUAUUUCAUAGUCUUCAGUUUUGUGCAUUAACUUUUUUAAAAAAUGAUUAAAAAUUUUUGUUUUUCAAAUAUUUUUGUAAACGUGAACUUUCUGUAACUUCAAAGGUUUUCCAGUUUCUUUUUUUUUCUUUUUUUUUUUUUGUGGAUAAAGGUAUUUUUUGAGCCUCAUUAAAUGUACUGUUUAUAUUCUGUAUAAUUCUAUAUUUUACACUGUCUAGCUUGCACACAUUCUUCCUGUCAGUUCACUCAUAGAAAGUGAUCAUAUUUAUGUGACACACUGGAAUAAAUUCAAGGGAUUUGGGGACCAGCUUACAUGAGCUUUAGCGAAAAAUCAGUACAUAUAUUUUCUUUAUUAUUAUAGGAUUCUAAGGAAGGUACCAAGUAAAAGAAAAAAAUAAUACUGAAUAUAUAUAAAACUUCCAAAUAAAAAGUUAAAAAUGUGUUAAUGAUGAA